AUGGCAGAUAACUCUUUAAAAGCCAUCUUCAAUUCAGCGGAGCGCCAAAGACUUGCUGUCGAAUCAUCAUGGGAAACAAAUACAGAGAAAUACCAAGAAGAUGUUGCAAAUGCGCUCAGUGCAUAUCAAGAGUGUCGGCAGCUUGCAGAUAGACUUGCAUUAUUCAGUCCAAAUGAAACACUAGAGGAUAUUAAUUCUAGUGACAUUCAAUAUUUGGUCAUCCCUUAUAGGAUUGCAGAUUUAGGGCAACGACUUUCUACAACUGAUACAAGUGAUCGAAAAGUGAUUCUGCAGGAGGCAAAGAAAUUUUACGAAGCAUUUUUAACCCAAUUGGGACAUUAUGAGAUGCUAUCUAGUGCAGAAAAGAAGCUACAUGCUGAAUAUCAAGAAUCGCCAUCUACUUUCUCAACUAUUUCUACCACAGAUCCAACUGCAAGGAGAAAUGCGAAAAUUGCAAAUUUUAAAAUGGAGAAGGAUUUGAAGAAGAAGCUGGAUUUUUUGGCACAAAACCCAGCCUAUAUACAAAACGAUGAGGAUGCGGUACGCGAAUUAGAAAUAGCUAAACUUUCUUUAUGUUCGCACAAUUCCUUCCAAUCCCUAGAAUCUAUCAAUCGCGAACUCGAGAUCUUGGCCAUGGCACCCGUAGGGCCGCGAGUUCCCGAAGGUCCGCAGUUCGACAAUAGAGAAAGAAUAGGUGGCUUGCGUGGACCAGAUGCAGGAUACUCCGAUCGCUUGGAUAUGAGAGAUAUUACCACGAACAAUAAAGGACCAAUAUUGAGUACUGGGGGAAAACCGUUACGGCCAUUUACUCUGCUCGAAAGUAGGCAGGCAUUGCAAGAAGGUGUAUUCAGACCAGGGCAUAAUUUACCGACAAUGACGAUUGAUGAGUAUCUUGAUGAAGAGAGGGCAAGAGGUGGUAUCAUUGAAGGUGGUGGAGAAGCGAGUGGUAUUAUACCUGAGAUUGAUCCUGAUGAUUUUGAGAAAAUAGAUGAGGAGACCGAAAAGGCUAGGCGGUGGGAUGAAUUCACGGAGGAUAAUCCAAAAAAUGCUUCUUUGUUUUUGAACUUUAGGACUACGUUUCAGGGGUAUGAUAAUGGUAACCUUCCCCUUGGGAGUAGUAGUGGUUUUUACGACAAUACUGGCGAAAGUGGUAGGAGUAGUGGUAGGAGUAGUUGCGGGAGUGGAAGUGAUGGAGCUGGGAUUUCGAGAUUCGCGGCCUUUCGGAUUUGGAUACUCCGUGCAUUGGUGUCAUAG
Molecule: messenger RNA, 1254 nt
Organism: Sclerotinia sclerotiorum 1980 UF-70
Lineage: Eukaryota; Fungi; Ascomycota; Leotiomycetes; Helotiales; Sclerotiniaceae
Exons: 4
Coding region: 1-1254 (417 amino acids)
Biological process (GO): regulation of dephosphorylation; regulation of signal transduction
Cellular component (GO): cytosol
Molecular function (GO): protein phosphatase 2A binding
Source: RefSeq, a predicted model, not a curated record